Protopterus annectens (West African lungfish) is the source of this 2932-nucleotide messenger RNA. RefSeq names its product germ cell associated 1 (gene GSG1). The record is from RefSeq and is a predicted model, not a curated record. The coding region runs from base 325 to 1242 and encodes 305 amino acids. Gene Ontology annotation, cellular component: plasma membrane. The transcript is spliced from 6 exons. NCBI's taxonomy places the organism in Eukaryota, Metazoa, Chordata, Ceratodontiformes, Protopteridae.
GAGCGGGAGCAUAGCUGGGCUGUGUACUUCAAGGUUUGCUGAUUGCUUCUGAGAGAUGUAAAGAUCUAAUUUUCUGUUCUGGCCGAUAUUCUUUUCUCUCUCUCUCUCUCUCUCUCUCUCUUUCUUUUUUUUCAAGCAGAUGGAAACGCAGUAGGUUUGGGAAUUUUAUCCCACAUGUCAGGAUUACAGUCUGUUCUUGGGGGUGGGGAUGGACUUGGGGAACUAGAUUGAACUGUCAGCUUGUAGAAUGUCAGGCUUCAUGCAACAACUCACGAGAAGCGAGACUGGCAGCCUGGAAAGAUUACUGCACUGAAGAAGAGACAGAUGGAAUUGAUGGAGAUCACAUUUCGCUAUCGUACCACCUUGGCUGUUAUUCUGAAUUUGAUGGCAUUGGGCUUAUCCUGUACAGCUUUACUCAGCACAUACUGGUGUGAAGGAACUCAGAAGGUUCCCAAACCUUUGUGCAGCAAGGAAAAGACAGCAAAGUGCAUUGGACUUCCCCCACAUGCAGAAAAUACUAAUGCUUCAUCCACAAACACAGUGCAAUAUAACUGGGAGACAGGAGAUGAUCGCUUUGCCUUUCGCUAUUUCCACACAGGGAUGUGGUACAGCUGUGAAGAAAACAUCAUUGGCACAGGUGAGAAAUGUCGAAGCUUUAUUGACUUGACUCCACUGGCAGAGAGAGGAAUUUUGUGGCUCUCGCUGGUUUCGGAGGUGAUCUACAUCUCGCUUCUCAUCCUAAGUUUUGGCUUGAUGUUGAUAGAAAUCUUCUGCUCUGGCAACCCUGUCUGCGGACUGAAACUCAGUGCAUUUUCUGCAGUGUCAUCUGUACUGUCAGGACUGCUGGGAAUGGUGGCCCACAUGAUGUACUCACAGGUUUUCCAGGUUACAGUAACCAUGGGACCAGAAGACUGGAGACCUCACAACUGGGACUAUGGAUGGGCAUUCUAUAUGGCAUGGGCCUCAUUUACCAGUUGCAUGGCAUCCUCAGUCACUACCCUCAACACCUACACCAAACUCGCACUUGCUUUCAAGCGUAACCAAAAGCUUUAUGAGCAAGGCCUGAAGGAGAGUCAAUGUUUCCUCAAUCCAAAGGAACUAGGUUACUACAGAGGGCAGCAUGUACGCUCCGUAUCCCAAGGUGUGGAUUUCUACUCUGAGCUACAGCGGAAGGUCCUCCUGCGUGACAGUACUAUAGACCCUGAUGAUACCUCUGAGUCUAUUGGAGAUGAGCACUGCUGAAAGCAGAAAAUGGAGGAAAAAAAUGAUAAAGCAAAGUAUUUAUUCCUUAAUCAGGCUGGAGCUAAGAUGUUCCAUCAUAAAACAAUGUAUGAACAACAAAGUUAAAUGUUGAUACAUUUGCAGUUAGGACUGAGCAUUAACAGAGUCUACUGCUGCUGUGAUAUAUAUUAGAGAUUCAAACCAACAAUUUAUCUGUGCUGAAAGCUUUCGAGGAAAAUAAAUGACUGUGAUAUUUCAUCUGCUAAAUCAUUUAAAUAAUGACGUUCAGAUAUUUGUAACAAUUACUUAUAUAUUUAUUCGGUGUAGUUAUAUAAGAAUCACAAAGUAUGUAAGACAGGUGUCUUUUACAGUAUCCUUUCCAUGGUUAAUGUUAAGCAUGAGGUAGUUCAACAGCUGUCCUUUUUAAAAAGUCAAUCAAGAACACAAAAAUAGACAAAAAUUACAACUACCAUACGUAGAUGGGAAUUUCUAUACUUUCUUGUGUGAGUGACACUUAAAAUGAUCAAGCUUUCUUUGAUGAUUUUUGUAUGGUACAUAACUAGUAUGAAAACUGAAUGGAUAAUUUAAUGGUGAAGAAUUACCACUAACCUUUGGAUAAAUAAUAGAUGCAGAAAUGCUCACAGUUGUAAAAAGUGCAACAAUAUGCUUCUGUACAUCAGUGUGUAAACAGAUUUCUAAUGUACUGAUUUAACUAAGUUAAGACACUAUAAGUAUCUGAUAAGACCAAGUUAAAUGCGCAUCUGCAUUAACCAUAGUUAUCUUUUAAGAAAACAGAUACAGCAGAUUUUGACUCCAUGUGUAGAUGUUGGUGAUGCCCUGACAAGCACUGAACAUAUCAAAAAUGACACCUAAGUUAGAAACACGUUCAUUGUCAUAGUAUGUACUACUAGACAUCUGCCCUGUGGUGACAGCAUAUAACCUUUAUCCUAUGUUAUGACCACUAAAAAGUAUAGCACCUACUGGAUAAAAGUGAACCUAGACUCAUUAGCCAUUUUGUGUUGUAUUCACAAGUCUGCAUCCUGACUGCUGCAUAUGGCUUUUAUUCAUACAUUUGUAUACUUUUUUUUGUAUAUGGUUUGGACAUAUAAUUCUGCAUCCUGAUUUUUGUAUAUGGCUUCCAGGAUACUAUGCACCCAUUAAUGGUCUUGAACAGCAUUACCACUCAGUUGUGCACAAUUAUGCUAAUUUGCCCCUCAGCCCCACAGAGUUCAAGGAAACUCCAUGGUUAUGCAUUAAUUAUACCAACAGAACCAAACCAAAAACCAGUAAGUCACUUUCAACAAAGGUAAACUAUCCAAAAAUGAACAAGAAAGUGACUCCACAAUGAAAGGUUUAUUAAAAUACAUUAAAAACAAGUCUAAAAGAUGAGAUGAGCGGUUUCGGCCCUAAGCCUUCAUCAGAUCUACAACAGCCCAUUCACCAUUGUCAUUUAAAAGGGGAGUGCCCAAUCAGAUUAAUUUUCUCAGGCGACACCUUCUUAGCACCAGUUUCAGUGGAACUAAUUAAUUCAGACCUGAUUCUUUGUCUGCUCCCAGGCCUGCUAUCCAUUUAGUUUCCUCAUAUUCAGUAAUCACCUUUAAAUUGCUUCUUCUUGAGCCACAAUGUACCACUUGAAGAGCCAUAAAUUGAAAAGAAUGACUAUUCAUCAUUAUGUGCUUACUUAAAGCAUUUGUACGGACCUUGUUUCUCA